Molecule: messenger RNA, 3771 nt
Organism: Thunnus maccoyii (southern bluefin tuna)
Lineage: Eukaryota; Metazoa; Chordata; Actinopteri; Scombriformes; Scombridae
Product: alpha-1,6-mannosylglycoprotein 6-beta-N-acetylglucosaminyltransferase B-like
Exons: 18
Coding region: 504-2921 (805 amino acids)
Biological process (GO): protein N-linked glycosylation
Cellular component (GO): Golgi apparatus
Molecular function (GO): alpha-1,6-mannosylglycoprotein 6-beta-N-acetylglucosaminyltransferase activity
Source: RefSeq, a predicted model, not a curated record
UUGACCGUUGAGAGGGGAACGGGUAACAGGCAGUACGGUUGACUUACCACAGUCGCGCUGCCUCCGCUGUGAAGUUAAAACGUCUAUGAAGCCAGCUCUCCACUUCGCAAAAUCUUACCGAGAGAAAACGCAGAUUUGAAAGGACGAAACACUUUACCCACAUGUUUGACGCCAUUUUUGCAAACUUAACAUCGGAUAUGACUCCAACGGUCGACACAACCUGCGGCGGCGACUUCACCUCAGACUCAGAGUGUUUGCCUGGCGACGGGAAAACGCUUUAAAUGACAUUUAAACACUCGAGAAAGGAGACUUGCUGAAUGAAACUUUCUACUAUUUCUCCUGGAGGGGUAAAGAGCCACUUACCGGGCGCGGUGUUCGCUUAAAAAACAACCGAGUUUACCGCAGUUGUGCACCGCUGGAUGGGACGCAGAUAAAAUGUUUCGUCAGCUCAAGUUCCAGGUUGGGAGGUUAACGACGAUGUCAGGGGUCGCCCGUUUUGGAAAAUGAUUACUGGCAGCACCGACGGUAAAAUAAUGGUCAGAAGAUGUCUAGUAACGUUCAAACCGUUCAGGAUAUUCGUGGUGGGAAUAGGCUUCUUCAGCCUGUGUUUUCUAAUGACCUCUCUGGGGGGGCAGUUCUCAGCCAAGAGACUGGGGGACUCUCCCUUCACCAUCCGCACAGAAGUGCUGGGAGGCGUGGAGUCACGUGGUGUGCUGAGGAAGAUCAGUGACAUGCUGGAGGUGAUUCUGAAGAGGAUGGACAGCCUGUCCAAACUCGACAACACCUCCACCACCGACGCACGGCGCCUGGAUGAGCUCAGCUCUGCUAUCAACAGGUUUCAACCGGCUGGUUUGGUGGAGAGAAUCCAGGCUAUAGCCCAGAACGUCUCCAACAUGGCAAUCAGGGUAGAGCAGAUACUGCAAAACAGCAUGGUGCAAGGAAAAGCAGUGAGAGAUGGGACAUCAAGCCAGUGUGAAGUACCCAGAGACCCCCGCUUUCCAGAGUGUCCCGGAAAAGUAGAUUGGAUGCGCGCACGCUGGACGUCGGACCCUUGCUAUGCCUUCUACGGUGUCGACGGGUCAGACUGCUCCUUCCUCAUCUACCUGAGUGAGGUGGAGUGGUUCUGCCCCCCGCUGACCUGGAGGAACCACAGCAGCCCCCCAACUCAGCAUGCCCAACAGCCAAAGACCCCCAAGAGACAGGCUGCUUUCCGCACAGACCUCUCUGUACUGCUGGACCAGGUUGGAACAGGAAAGGAGUCCCUCAGCUUCAUGAAGCGCCGAAUCCACCGCCUUGCAAAGCAGUGGGCAACCGCUGCUAACCGCCUGGAUACCAAACUGGAGCAACGAUGGAGGGACCAGAAGAAGAUCCUGGUCCAUGUGGGCUUCCUAACCGAGGAGUCUGGAGAUGUUUUCAGCCCCAAAGUGCUGAAGGGGGGUCCGCUGGGAGAGAUGGUCCAGUGGGCUGACAUCCUCACUGCACUCCAUGUUCUGGGACACAACCUCAAGAUCUCCAUGUCUGUCAAGGAGCUGCAGGGCUUCCUCGGCGUGCCCCCAGGCAGAGGCAGUUGCCCACUAACUGGCCCGCUGCCUUUUGACCUCAUCUACACUGACUACCAUGGCCUGCAGCAGAUGAAGCAACACAUGGGGCUGUCCCUCAAGAAACAUAAAUGUCACAUCCGAGUGAUUGACACGUUUGGUACGGAGCCGGCUUACAAUCAUGAGGAGUACGCAACGCUGCACGGCUACCGGACCAACUGGGGCUACUGGAACCUCAACGCCAGGCAGUACAUGACCAUGUUCCCUCACACACCAGACAACUCAUUCAUGGGCUUCGUUUCGGAGGAGCUAAACGAGACGGAGAAGAGGAACAUCCAGCAGAACAAAGUCAACAACAUGGCCGUAGUGUACGGGAAAGAGGCCAGCAUGUGGAAGCUUCAGCAGGGUAAGGAAGGUUUCCUGCAGAUUCUUCACAGGUACAUGGAGGUUCACGGCACAGUGUACUAUGAGACCCAGAGACCUCCAGAGGUCCCGGCCUUUGUGAAGAACCACGGCCUGCUGCCCCAGCAUGAGCUGCAGCAACUGCUGCGCAAAGCAAAGCUCUUCAUUGGCUUCGGUUUCCCCUACGAAGGCCCGGCCCCUCUCGAAGCGAUAGCAAACGGAUGCAUCUUCCUGCAGCCCAAGUUUCAGCCCCCUCACAGCUCGCUCAAUCAUGAGUUUUUCAGAGGCAAGCCCACUUCUAGAGAGGUGUCCUCCCAGCACCCAUACGCAGAGCAGUACAUCGGCAGACCUCACGUCAUGACAGUCGACUACAACAACUCCCUGGAGUUCGACUCUGCCAUCAGGGAAAUAAUGAGAACCAAGGUUGAGCCAUAUCUGCCUUAUGAGUACACCUGUGAGGGGAUGCUGGAGAGAGUCCAUGCCUACAUCCAGAAUCAGGACUUCUGUAACCCAGAGCCUCCCUUCAUCCCAGCCAACCUCUCCAGACAGGGGUCUGCAGGUGGCAGCAGGAUUACAGGACCUCUGUUUGUGACCCUGCCCAAUUCCACAACCCUCGGCUGGGCGUCCAAUGUGACGGCUCCCCCUGCCUGGCCUCCUCUAAGCUCUCUCAGGCUGCUCGUAUCUCAAGAGGGACAGUCCUGUGUGGAGGCGUGCCAGUCAGCCGGUUUCAUCUGCGAACCUGCUCACUUUCGCUUCAUCAACAACAAAGAGGCGCUGCGAGGGUUGGAGGUGCAGUGCGAGGUGGUAGACUCUGAGAUCAACCACAUCCUCCCGGCCUUCUCCGUGGUGCGACGGGAGUGCGGCCUCCAACGGGAUCCCCUCCUCUUCAGCUGUGCAGGUCACUCCCCCAAAUACAGACGUCUUUGCCCUUGCAGGGACUUCCGCCGCGGCCAGGUAGCGCUGUGCAGAGACUGUCUAUAAUGACGGGGGAGCACAGAAGACAGACACAAAAGAAUUAGACACAGAUUGGCAGGUGGGGGGUGGGGGGGGGGGACGGCAGCCACAGGCCAGAAGGGGUGCAGAGCUGUGAUAAAUUACCUGAUGGUGCAGAGAGGCAGCUUCCAACCCAAAACAGUAGAUGUGGGAUGAUGAGGAAGAGGUAUGCAAGGUGCCAGGAUGUAAGUGAGGACGUUGGUUGAGUGUAGUUGUUCUAACAGUAGAGACAUAUAGUGGUAAGACUCCCUAGAACAGUGCUCCCAUGACUACAGGUGUCUUUACAACCAAACUUUCACAUUAACCCACCAACUACAGGAAAAUAGUCUGCUUCUGCAAGACGCUGACAGCUAACACAGUGCGUAACAUUUCAUUUUUGGAACCGCGUCACCAAAACUAAUGGGUUUAAGGUGGAAAACGUAUACUGGAAGGCAUGUGUGUUGUGACUGCAGGGAGAUUGGGACUAUAGUGUCAUUCUAUGACAGAGCCUUCAAAUAUCUUGGCUUGGAGAAGGCAACCUCGGUUCAAUAUCCAAUCUCCUCUCUGCACUUGGACAAAGGAUGAUGGACAACCGGGUUAUCUCCUUUGCUUUUUCUCCCCUCCUCCAGUGAUGGACAGAGUCAUUUAUCAGACUGAACCCAAAGUCUGAGGCAACAUCGGUCAAUGCAAUCAUCUCUGGUCGCAAAAGAAAAGAGGAGGAGGACAGAGGACAAAGAUAAAGGGUACAAGAUUAUUUUUCAAUAAAUAAGCCUUUAGAGCUCUCAACUGGAUUUUUAAAGAGUCCUCUGGGCUUUAUGAUGGAAAAAAAAUAAUAAAAUAAAAAAAAAAUCUGAACGGA